AUGCAUGUUUGGUCCUUUGAAAUAGGUCUUUUGGAGCAUUAUGGGACACAAGGAGCAUGGAGGGACUUGGCACAUGGAAGCAGCUCAACUGGAUACGCAAAGGAAGAAGGGAGAAGCCAUCUUGAAGACCAGCUCGACCGUCCACUCGACCAACCGGUCGAGUUCCUCAACUCGACCGGCCAAGCUUCAACUCGAUCGAGCUGGAAGUCAAAGUCAAACCCGAAAAAUGUUGCUUCCCCCUUGACUUUCCUUUGA
Molecule: messenger RNA, 255 nt
Organism: Microthlaspi erraticum
Lineage: Eukaryota; Viridiplantae; Streptophyta; Magnoliopsida; Brassicales; Brassicaceae
Source: the annotation of a GenBank genome assembly